Messenger RNA from Terrapene triunguis (Three-toed box turtle), 1485 nucleotides. It is a transcript of the gene TLR2, whose product is annotated as toll like receptor 2. The annotation marks the transcript as partial. The transcript is spliced from 3 exons. The record is from RefSeq and is a predicted model, not a curated record. NCBI's taxonomy places the organism in Eukaryota, Metazoa, Chordata, Testudines, Emydidae. Gene Ontology annotation, molecular function: protein binding.
AUGUCAGAAUUCCCACAGGAAAUUAGCUCUUGGAUGAAUAGCAGCUGGCUCAAGAUGAACCCUGAUGCUGGUCACAAAGGAGAAGUGCUUCAAAGACCUGGCCAAGACAUCAUCACCACCUUCUUACAGCCCCCAUUCAUCCAUGCGGAAACUUCAUCUCUUCCUCCUGGACAAGGCCGUGGACACAGUGAUCCAUGCGUUUGUCGCCUCCGUGCUGGAUUACUGCAACUCAUUGUUUCUGAAGCUGAAUGUGAAGACAAUGCACAGGCUCCAGCGGGCACACAAUGCUUCUGCCUGCCUUUUGGAGGAGAUCAGAUGUUGAACCAAAGAAAACCAAACACUAAGCAGAUCUGGCGAGUAUGGAUCUUCUACAUGGCCAUAAGUGCAAAUUGCUCUGAAGAAAAAGCCAUGACGCAGGUGUGUCCCUCAUGUGAUGCCACUCAUUUCUGUGACUGUUCUUCAAUGGAUUUGAGCACCAUUCCUUCAGGGCUAACAACUGAUGUCACGGGGCUAAAUCUGUCCUACAACAGCAUAGACCAUGUCAGAGAAACUGAUCUGAAGCUGGGUGUGAAUCUGAGACUGCUGCUGCUGCAAUCCAAUCAAAUUAGGACAAUAGAUAAGGAUUCAUUUAUUUUCCUUGGAAAAUUGGAACAUUUGGAUUUAUCAAAUAAUAAGUUGACUCACUUGUCACCCAUUUGGUUUAGACAUCUUUUUUCCUUACAGCAACUAAACAUACAGGGUAAUUUAUAUACAACACUGGGGGAGAAUCCCUUGUUUUCUAAUCUCAAAAAUUUGAGAUAUCUGCACCUGGGGAAUAACCAUUCCUUUUCUGCUAUACGGAAGCAAGUCUUUGAUGGAAUUACAGUUCUUGAGCAACUUGAGAUUGAUGGUCAAAGGCUCAGGCAAUACGAGUCAGGGAGUUUGACAACAGUUAACAGCAUAAAUCAUAUCAUCAUAAACAUAAAUGAUGUUCAGGUGUUAUCAGUGAUGUUAGAGGAUCUUAUAAAUUCUGUAAUAUGUUUAGAACUGAGACAUAUAGCCUUCAAUACAGCUAAUGAAUCUUCAUUACUGGAGCCAAUGAGUCGUUCUGUCAUGGAGAAACUUGUGUUCAAAAAUGUUUUGUUUACAGAUGCAAGUGUUAUCAGAGUGUUAAACAUCUUGAGGCAUGCUAAACAAUUGUUGGAGCUGGAAGUGGAUGAUUCUGUACUACGGGGAACUGGAAAAUGGCAUGGGCAAAUUGAAGUAAACGGAGAAAGCACCAUUGAAGUAAUCACAGUACAGAGAUUAGGUAUAGAACAAUUUUAUUUGUUUUCAGAUCUUAGUGGUGUGGAAAAUCUUCUAGGUAACAUUACCAAAACCACAGUUAUAAAUACCAAUGUGUUCUUGGUGCCUUGCAGCAUUUCAAAACGUUUUUCCUCACUCCUUUAUCUUGAUCUUAGUGAAAAUUUGCUUGCAGAUCCAACUUUAGAACAUUCAUCCUGUAAG